Vicia villosa (hairy vetch) is the source of this 1351-nucleotide messenger RNA. Its product is annotated as RNA-binding protein CP33, chloroplastic-like. The coding region runs from base 20 to 907 and encodes 295 amino acids. Gene Ontology annotation, molecular function: mRNA binding. NCBI's taxonomy places the organism in Eukaryota, Viridiplantae, Streptophyta, Magnoliopsida, Fabales, Fabaceae. The record is from RefSeq and is a predicted model, not a curated record. The transcript has 4 exons. Gene Ontology annotation, cellular component: cytosol.
UUCUUAGUAUAGUAUUGAAAUGUUGAACAUAGCAAACAUAUCCAUGGCUCGUGCAACCACUGCUUCCUCCCUUAUCUACCACCACAAACUCUUCAACUUCUCCUCUACCCAUUCACCCAUUCCCCACACCCUCAACUUCCCACUCACAACAACAACCAGUUCCUCAAAACCCCUCAUUCUAAAUCCCCAGUUACUCAACCCUCCUUCUUUCAAACUCCACCCUCUUCACCCACCAUCAUUUUCCUUACAUCAAUUCGAAUAUACUGAAGAAGAAGAAAAUGAUCCUAAAACUGAAACUAAAACCUUACCGAAUUCAGACCCAAAAUCGUCGCAAUCAAAGAGACUAUUUGUUGGUAACUUGCCAUUUUCAUUAUCUUCUUCCCAAUUGGCUCAACUCUUUGCAGAAGCCGGAAACGUUGUGUCUGUAGAGAUUGCGCAUGAUGACAUUGGGGAUAGAAGCAGAGGAUUUGCGUUUGUUACAAUGGGGAGCGUGGAGGAUGCUGAAGAAGCAAUUCGAAUGUUUGAGGGCACUAAUGUUGGAGGUAGAGUUAUUAAGGUAAACUUCCCAGAAGUGCCUAGAGUAGGCAAAAGGGCAAAAAUGGGCUCAAACUAUAAAGGUUAUGUAGACAGCCCUCACAAAAUCUAUGCCGGAAACCUCGGUUGGGAUAUGACUUCCCAGGAUCUUAGAGAAGCCUUUGCUAAGCAGAAAGGCUUACUGAGUGCCAAGGUUAUCUAUGAAAGGAACACCGGAAAAUCUCGCGGAUAUGGGUUUGUUUCGUUCGAAACUGCUGAGGAAGUAAAAGCUGCUUUGAUUGCUAUGAACGGCGUGGAGGUUCAAGGACGGCCUUUACGAAUGAAAUUGGCUGUUGAUGACAAGAAGCCUUUAUCGCCUCCGGUAAUUGAUUAAAAUAAAGGAAGUAAUGUUGAUAGCUUGAAAAUGCUGUUUGGAAUAAACAAAUGAGGUACAUAAGUUAUGGCUUUUCCACCCUUUGAAUACUCUUCAAUUUUGUCCUAAGUGGUCUCUCAUGUCAUAUUUUUCUGUCAAUUACUAAUCACAUUGGCAUACACUAACUACAAGAUCAAUGUCAAUUCUUUUGAUAAUGUAAUGGUGGUAAGGGACCAGAACCCAGUUCCUCUUCAACCGACUUUACCGUUCAGUCCGACUGUAGAUCAACCGACAUUAACGAUCUACCAUUGACUGCAUUGUAAAUCCCUAGUCCACAAUAUUAUGUUAUUAGUCCUAUGUAAAGGAAUGAAUGUGGAACUGUAAUCAUGUUUAUUUUGCUCUUCAAAGAUAUAUGUGAUCUACAUUAGUCUUUCAUUAAGCAUCCACAUCAGUUUUUUUCUUCAA